Molecule: messenger RNA, 1683 nt
Organism: Salvelinus namaycush (lake trout)
Lineage: Eukaryota; Metazoa; Chordata; Actinopteri; Salmoniformes; Salmonidae
Product: opioid growth factor receptor-like protein 1
Exons: 7
Coding region: 1-1683 (560 amino acids)
Cellular component (GO): membrane
Molecular function (GO): opioid growth factor receptor activity
Source: RefSeq, a predicted model, not a curated record
AUGGAGGACGACGAUUUAGUGUGCGAGUAUGAUUCAACCUGGGACACAGAGAGUGAUGAUGGAGACGACCCAGGAGAGAACCAAAUGCGUCUUUCAAACCAGGACAGAACUAAAUCGUAUUGGAAAUCAGGUUUAUGGUCAAACAAUUCCUCCAGAAACAUGAGGGCUGCGAAGGACAUGCAGAACUACAGACGAGGGUAUCCUAAUCUAACAGAUGAUGAAUGCUCAGAAGAAAGAAUGUUUAAUUUAAAAUUCUAUCUCAAUGAAUACCCCUCCUCCCCUGAUGACAUUUUAAUCGAGUCAUUUCAUAAAGAAUGGAGGACUGACUAUAAGAGGCUGGAGAGAGUUCACUCCUACAUUCAGUGGUUGUUUCCACUGCGGGAGCCAGGAGUGAACUACAUGGCCUCUGAGCUCACCAAGAAGGAGAUUCAGGCCUUCCGGGAGAGUGAGGAGGCCAAGAACAGGCUGGUAGAGUCCUACGAGCUCAUGCUGCGGUUCUAUGGCAUCCAGCUGGUCAACAAAGACACAGGCGAAGUCAAACGUGCCGACAACUGGAAGGAACGCUUCGCCAACCUUGAACGGAACAUGCACAAUAACCUCCGCAUCACGCGCAUCCUGAAGAGCCUGGGGGAGCUAGGCUUUGAGCAUUACCAGAGCCCACUGGUGCGCUUUUUCCUGGAGGAGACGCUGGUCAAAAAUAACCUGAGUAGCAUCAAGCGCAGCGUGUUUGACUACUUCCUGUUUGCAGUGCGCGACAAGCAGAAGCGCAAAGAGCUGCUGCGCUACGCCUUCCAGCACUUCGAGCCCAAGGACAGGUUUGUGUGGUGCCCCCGAAAGAUCCAGAAACAGCUGGAGAAGGGAAACGAAGAGGGAGCGGAGGAGGGCUGCCCGCGAGCCAAGGCUAGAGGAGGAGAGGCAGGGGGAGCUGAGAAGGAAGAGAAGGAUGUCACGGAGGAGGUGACAGAGAUGGCCAAGUUGACUGAUGAAGCAGUGAGUAGUGACCGAGAUAAGCAGGCCGAGGGGUCUUCUGUUGAUCCUCCUGGGCUAGCGAUCUCCUCAGAGGACUCUGAACCGCUGGGAAACAGGAACUGUAAUGAUACUGACAAUGUUGACAUGGACCAUUCAGGCAGCCCUGAGUCUGUUAAAGGAGACCACAGUAUGAAGGAAGGACUCAAAGAGAACAGUCAAGCCAAGGACAGCGUCCAGAACUCAGUCAAUGUCAAGCCAGCGGCAUCUGAAAUGGAGUCUGAGAAGUUGGCGCAACCGACCAAGAAGAAAAGGGAAGGUCACAAGGGCGUGCCUAGCAACAGGCGGGAGGAAGGCAUGGUUGUCCCCAACAACAACAACCACCACCACCACUACAAUCAGGUGAGCCUGUCUGUGACAUCAUCCCACAAAGUCAAGACUGAUGAUCCCAAAAAGGAUUCGCCCAAGAAGAAUUUGACCAAAAAGGAUUCCUCCAAAAAGCACUUGCCAUCGGACUCCUCAGAACGAGGUGAAAAACACCAAAGGACUGACUUUAGUGAUGUGACUGAUAACAAAGCAGUGCCAGUGGAUGGGAAGAACACAGAGAAAGCUUUAAAGGGACAGACAAAUGUAAAAGAAGUGAAAAAUGAAGUGGAGGUGAUGGAUGUGGAAUCCACCUACCAGCUAAGUUCAGACCAAGACAUGGGAUCUUCCUGA